AUGGCUUUCAUUACUGCCCAGACGAUGCAGACCGCCCUUCUCGUCGUCGCUCUCACCCUAGCAAUGGUGCUAUGGAAGCGCAAAGCCAAAGCAGGUCUUCCUCUCCCCCCAGGCCCGAGACCGCUGCCCUUCAUAGGUAACCUAUUCGAUAUGCCAACGAAGCAUAUCGCGCCGGCCCUACGAGAAAUCGGAAGCCGAUAUGGCGAACUGACGUACCUCAACAUGCUGGGCCAGCCGAUCAUUAUCUUGAACUCGUACGAAGCCGCUAUCGGACUUCUAGAGGGUCGUUCGGCGAACACCUCGGACCGGCCGAGACUCGUCAUGGCCGAACUAACCGGGUAUAUGUACGAGUUUGCUGUCCAAGGCUACACACAAGAAUGGCGGAUACGCCGCCGACUCUUCCACACUUUCUUCCAGCCCAGCGCGAUUCCUCAGUAUCAUCCCGUGCACGUUCGCGAAUGUCAGCGCUUCCGUCAACGGCUGCUCGCCACGCCCGAGGAAUUCCUGUCUCUCGCUCGCCACGCGACAAUCAUGGACGUCGUGUAUGGGAUCACUGUUACCGAGCGCGACGACCCUUAUGUUUCGCUCGCGCAGAAGGCGACGAUCAUCUUCAGUAGAAUUGUCGUCCCGGGACAGUACCUGGUGGAAGUACUCCCGUUUCUCAAGCACGUUCCCUCCCAGCUUCCCGGCGCAGGCUUCAAGCGGCAGGCAAAACAGUGGUCGAAGACUAUAUCGGCUGCACGAAAUACCGCUUACGAUGCCACCCUCGACGCUUUUGAUCAGGGGGCUGCCCGUCCUUCGAUAGUCACAUCACUUGUGGAGAACGCUAUGUCUGACCAUGGGAAGGUGUCCCCGCAAGAUGACGAAUAUUUCAGAGACGUCACAGGGCUAGCGUAUUUGACAUACCCGGAGCCUGACGCGUUUAUUCCAGAACGGUUCAUGAAGGAUGGGACGUAUGGCUCCGAUAUCAGGGAUCCAGAGACGUAUCAGUUUGGAUUCGGCCGCAGAAUCUGCCCCGGACGGCACUUCGCGAACGACGCGCUCUUCAUCACCGUCGCCUCCGUGUUGCACGUCUUUAACAUCGAGCCUCCCCUCGGGCCAGACGGAGAACCAUUGCAGAUCGUUCCCCACAUCAAUUUGGACUCUUUCCUGUCGUAUGCAUGCUGUGCAUCUUCUACCGACCGCAAUCCACUGAAAAAUUCCGCCCAGGUACCCUGA
Molecule: messenger RNA, 1218 nt
Organism: Trametes versicolor FP-101664 SS1
Lineage: Eukaryota; Fungi; Basidiomycota; Agaricomycetes; Polyporales; Polyporaceae
Product: cytochrome P450
Exons: 7
Coding region: 1-1218 (405 amino acids)
Molecular function (GO): heme binding; iron ion binding; oxidoreductase activity, acting on paired donors, with incorporation or reduction of molecular oxygen
Source: RefSeq, a predicted model, not a curated record